GUGCAGUACAUGAUAUCACUCAGGUUCCCUACUCUCGGACUCGCGACGCAUACGCACGCACACACCCGCACGCACGUACACACGUUCGACGGUUAUAAGAGAGCGCGAUCGCCACUCGCCGUCCGGGAAACUGUCACAGUCGGUCACGUGAAAUCUUUCGGCCCGAACGUCUCUUACCCACCCGUCGCGUGCGCCCACUAAUCUCGAUCGUUCAACCGUCGCCGGAAAGGCCGUUCAAUCCCGUCCCCGCGGCACAGAGCAAAAAAAAUAAAGGCUUAAGAAACCAUGUACGCCACCAUGGCUGACGUCCGCGGUCUGACGACGAUCGUCGUCGUAUUGCUGAUCGGCGCCGUCCAAUCCAUCAAUCCACCGCGCACUGUUGGUGGUCACGGAAGGCAAUCCGCCGGCAACGCGAUAAAAGUCUCGGACACGAAAGGACCCCAAUGCCACCACCCAUUGAUAAAAAAUUGCGACACUUCAGUGUACCCGAUCUUGGACUGGGAAAUAUCCGGAUGGUUUUACCACUCGAUGUUCAAAUCUUGCCGACCAAUGUACUCACCAAAUGGCGUACACAUUUGCAAUGAAAACAGAGAUAUACCUAAUACCAGAGAAAUGUGUGAAGAUUUAUGCGGUGAAUCGUGUAUCAUGAGCAACGGUUCGACUGGUAUUUGUAUGUUCAAUCAAAUGUGCAAUAUCGUCAAUGACAAGCCCUCCGCCCACCCGAGACCGUGUGGGAGUUACAAUGUAAAUUGCUGUCCCAAGGUAAGCGACAGCAACUUGGUACCAUUCGAAGAUCCUUCGGCAAACAACAACGGGAACGCUGAUCCCGAAAACCGUGUACAGCUCGCUGACCAAUCGUCCUCACGAAAUGGUACACUCUACGUCUAUCGUCUUCCGAAUAGGCCACGUGCGGAAACCAAACGCAACUAAUAGUACGAGGACUCGCACCUGCAGUGACAUUGUUAUUCUGUUUAAAAAUAGUUACUGAAGUUUUUUUUUCUAAUUAUUACUAUUAUUAUUAUUAUUAU
Molecule: messenger RNA, 1028 nt
Organism: Melanaphis sacchari
Lineage: Eukaryota; Metazoa; Arthropoda; Insecta; Hemiptera; Aphididae
Exons: 3
Coding region: 286-930 (214 amino acids)
Source: RefSeq, a predicted model, not a curated record